AGGAGGGGAGACAAAAGGGAACCGCGAACGGGGAGGAGAAGAGGAUUCAGAAGGCAAACAGAGCCCAGCUCACGUGUUGGAGCGGGUUUUACGCAGCGCUUUUACGCACGCUUCUCUCGUUGCUGCUCCUUGGUGUUAGUUUUACGAUCCAGGGUAGGCUGGUCGGUCAUCUAAGCAACAAUCCCCCGAGGCUCUGCGCGCUGAUUUGGGAUCUGUUUGACCCCAGGGGCCGGUGUUUUCCCUCCGCAGAAGCUCGCUUUUGAAAAUGGAGCGUGUGCCUUUAAGGCGCCCGACUGCCUGUCGCUUUGUGCUGCGGAGAGACUGACGCCCUCUGGACACAGUGGACACUGGAGCGGCGGCGGAUCACCAUCCUGGAGGAGUUCAAAGAGAAAACAACCCCAGUCUCUCCUAAAAGGACGAACUGAAAACUUAGUAACUGCGUUCAGGUGUUUUCCCGUCGCGUGCUGGUGAGACCGUCAGGAUGAGGUCCGCCCGGCUGAUCCUCCCCGCCACGGCGGCUCUGCUCUUCCUCCUGUCAGGACUCUCCCUGACCUCCGGCUGCAACAAAGCCCUCUGCGCCAGCGACGUCAGCAAGUGCCUCAUCCAGGAGCUGUGCCAGUGCCGUCCCUCCGAUGGAAACUGCUCCUGCUGCAAAGACUGCAUGCUGUGUCUGGGGAACCUCUGGGAGGAGUGCUGCGACUGCGUCGGGAUGUGUAACCCCAAGAACUACAGCGACUCUCCGGCCACCUCCAAGAGCACGGUGGAGGAGCUUCACCGGCCGAUCCCCUCGCUGUUCCGCGCCCUGACGGAGGGCGAGGCGCCCAUCAACAUGAUGGUGGUGUCCUUCCCCGUGGCAGAGGAGUUCACGCACCACGAGAACCUGGUUUCCUUCCUGGAGUCGCUCAACAGCCAACCGCAGAACGUGUCGGUGCCGGGGAACAGCAUCCACACCGGCAUCGACCCUCACGAGAAAAUGUGCACGGUGGUUUACUUUGACGACUGCGUGUCCAUUCGUCAGUGCAAGCAGUACUGCGAGUCAAUGGGAGGCUCAAAGUACCGCUGGUUCCACAACGCCUGCUGCCAGUGCAUCGGUCCCGAGUGCCUGGACUACGGCAGCAAGGCCGUCAAGUGCUUGAACUGUCUGUUCUGACCCGACCCGAACCGACCCGAUCUCUGGGCACAUGUUGGUACCAAAUGUCUGCUCCGCACCAGAGGACUGAGGAAAGGGAAACCCAUGACUGUUGUAUGUUAGCAUUCCUCGGUAACCAUGUAAAAUAAACCCUCCCCGCCUCCUCAUCCCUCCCCUACCCCUGCAAAUUGUUUUUUUUAUUCUGCUGUUACUGUAUAUUUUUAGAUAUGUCAUCCAUAGUGUUUUUUUUUUUGUUUUUUUUUACUAGAGGUGUAUAUGAAUAAUGUAUUUUUGCAAUUACUGUCAGCAAAAUCAGUCUUGUACCAAAUAAAGAAAAGAUUUGGUGACCUGA
Fundulus heteroclitus (mummichog) is the source of this 1481-nucleotide messenger RNA. RefSeq names its product twisted gastrulation protein homolog 1-A-like. The record is from RefSeq and is a predicted model, not a curated record. The transcript is spliced from 5 exons. Lineage: Eukaryota; Metazoa; Chordata; Actinopteri; Cyprinodontiformes; Fundulidae. Gene Ontology annotation, biological process: regulation of BMP signaling pathway. Bases 482 to 1150 code for a protein of 222 amino acids.